This is a messenger RNA of Zingiber officinale, 966 nucleotides long. RefSeq names its product VQ motif-containing protein 4-like. The transcript has a single exon. The coding region runs from base 131 to 829 and encodes 232 amino acids. Lineage: Eukaryota; Viridiplantae; Streptophyta; Magnoliopsida; Zingiberales; Zingiberaceae. The record is from RefSeq and is a predicted model, not a curated record.
ACUUCCAUAAAGCGACCACCUCAGAAUCCAUUCCUCUGCACAAGAGCAAGAACAGCAUCUAAAGAGAAGAGGAAGGAGACUCUCCUUUCCUCUGUUUCUUUUGUUCUUAAAAAUUGGAUUUUUAUUUUUAAUGGAGAAAGAGAUCCGAUCUCCGAACUCCUCGCCCUCCAGCAGCAGCAGCAGCAACAAUGGAGUGAGCUCAUCGCCGGCGCCGGCGCCGAUGGUCACUCCGAAAUCGACGCCGAGGUCAGCCGACGCUGCGAAUCCCUACCCUACCACGUUCAUCCAGGCCGACGCCGGAUCCUUCAAGCAGGUCGUCCAGAUGCUGACCGGCUCCUCCGACGGCAAGCAGCCGCCGCUUCCGCGGCCCGCCAAGAACGGGAUCUCGUCGGCUGUGAAGGCCACCGGGCCCAAGAAGCCGGCUUUCAAGCUCUACGAGCGCCGCGGCAGCCUCAAGAACCUGAAGAUGAUGAGCCCUAUGAUUCCCAGCUGCUGGAACCGUGAUUCCCCCCUCGGCGGCUCCGCCGGGUCAUCUCCGCGCAGGCAGCCGACGGAGAUCCUCUCGCCCAGCGUGCUCGACCUGCCCUCUUUGACCCUCAGCCCCAUCUCUCCCUUGAACACGGAUUCCUUCCACCGUUCGCUGCCGCCCAAUCCGCCUUCGGCGUUGGCGAUGUCGGCCGAGGAGAGGGCGAUCGCCGAGAAGGGAUUCUACCUUCACCCUUCGCCGCGGACCACGCCCCGGGAUGCGGAACCGCCGAUGCUGCUGCAGCUUUUCCCGGUGACUUCUCCGCGAGUGCCUUCCGCCUCCGUCGCCGGCUCUUCUUCCUAGAGAUGAGAUGCUCAUUUCCUUGGCAAUUCAAUUUGUACAAUUUGAGCUCCUCUCCAUUGAAUUCUGCAAUUCGAGCUCUGACCUUGAUCCAUCAUAAUCUCAUUUUUAUCGAUCGGAAAUUCUAUUGUUCAUCUGUA